Messenger RNA from Spea bombifrons (plains spadefoot toad), 1099 nucleotides. RefSeq names its product armadillo repeat-containing protein 1-like. The coding region runs from base 149 to 955 and encodes 268 amino acids. Gene Ontology annotation, molecular function: metal ion binding. The transcript is spliced from 7 exons. NCBI's taxonomy places the organism in Eukaryota, Metazoa, Chordata, Amphibia, Anura, Pelobatidae. The record is from RefSeq and is a predicted model, not a curated record.
UCCGGUGCUGUAGCGCUAUAGUAACGGUCGCGCGUUGUGUUCGAACUUAGAAUACCGGGAGGAGAAGGAGAGUGUGGCAGUAAUCGGCCGUCUGCUACUCAGACCCAUCCCGUAUCCUUAUGUAACAGACGUAUUAGUUCACUCGAUAAUGGAUGCAUUAUCUGUGGUUACCCAUCUGAAGGACCUUUCUUCAGACCCGCUUAAUAGAACAAGCAUCGUGAAGGACAAGAGCUGCCUGGCUGGUCUAAUUCUCUUUCUGAGCCAUCAGGAAAUACGUGUUGUUGAGUGUGCUCUCAAGACAAUUGCUUAUCUAUGUGAAAACCCCUGUCACCAUGAAAUAAUGAGAAAUGAACUUGGCAUGAUGGUUAGCUUGGACAAUAUAAGAAACAGGCAUGAUAUUGCUGAUGAAAUCAGACAAGUUGCACGGAACAUUCAUUCGUCUUUGAAACCCCCUGUUAAUGUGUACACUCCAGAAUCAAACCUUAGGAAGACAAAACACCAAUUUUUCAUUAGUAGCUCAAUCAAGAGAGCAAAAACUAUAACUCUUCAUAUCCAUGGACUUGAUAAUGUGGAAAGGAAAAAUAUUCUUGAAGAGGCGCUACUAAGAGUGAAAGGUGUUAUCAGCUUUACUUUUCAAAUAGCUAUGAAGAGAUGCACUAUACGAGUAAAAUCCGAUCUUACAACAGAGUCAUUGGCAUCAGUAAUUGCUGAAACAAGAGUGUUGCAAGCACAGCAAGUGAUAAAGAAUGAAUCAGGCAAUGAGAUUUAUGUGCCUCUCCCAAAGACAGAUUUACCUGUGGAAAAGAACUCCUGCUUACCAGACUAUUUGCCAGAAGAGGAGAGUCCACAGAAAGAUGUAGAAAAGGCUAUUACAUGUCCUGGAUUGAAGGAAUCCAGUGGUGGAAGCUGGAUUAACACUGCAGCAAAUUUCCUCACUAAAACCUUUUACUGGUGACAUGAAUAUCCAUACUUGGCACUUGUAAAUACACCACUGGUCCCAUAACCAUAGAGUACCCUAUACCAAACCUGUCCAUGCGUUUUUGUUUUGUCUCCUGUUUCAUUUUAUCUGUUUUACAUGUCAAUAAACACUAAACUCAAA